CGAGUGGCAACCAAGCAUCCACGGCGUCUGUGGAUAGACAGACGGCGGCAAGGCGCCUUGCGGCCCAGAAGCUCGAGCGCUUCACCACCUUGCCUUGCUUCCUCCCAUGGCGGCCACAACCGCCGCCGCCGUCUACCGCUUCGCGGUCCUCGCGCCGGUACCGUCGCCGCUCUCGUCAGGGCGCCGCCGACCUGCCGCGCCCUUCUCCCGCCCGCGCGGUAUCUCCGCCACUCCCCGCGGCCGCGUCCUCUGCCUCGCCGCCUCCGCGCCCGCCUCCUCCACCGACGCCGGCCAGGACCGCCUCCAGAAGGUCCCCAUUACCAACAUCAGGAACUUCUGCAUCAUCGCGCAUAUCGACCAUGGCAAGUCGACACUGGCGGAUAAGCUGCUCGAGAUGACCGGGACAGUGCAGAAGAGGGAAAUGAAACAGCAGUUCCUGGACAACAUGGACCUGGAGAGGGAGAGGGGGAUCACCAUCAAGUUGCAGGCAGCUCGGAUGCGUUACGUCAUGAACAAUGAGCCUUACUGCCUGAAUUUAAUUGAUACACCUGGUCAUGUCGAUUUCUCAUACGAGGUCUCCCGUUCUCUUGCUGCUUGUGAGGGCGCACUGCUGGUUGUUGAUGCUUCUCAGGGCGUUGAAGCUCAGACUUUAGCAAAUGUUUAUCUCGCGUUGGAAAGCAACCUUGAAAUCAUACCGGUUCUAAACAAAAUUGAUCUUCCUGGUGCUGAACCUGACCGUAUCGCACAAGAGAUUGAAGAGAUAAUUGGGUUGGAUUGCAGUAAUGCAAUUAGGUGUUCAGCAAAGGAGGGUAUAGGCAUCACUGAGAUACUAGAUGCCAUCGUGACCAAGGUCCCCCCACCACAGGAUACUUUAAAAAAUCCUCUCAGGGCUCUUAUAUUUGACAGCUAUUAUGAUCCGUACAGAGGCGUUAUAGUGUAUUUUCGAGUUAUUGAUGGCAGUAUAAAGAAAGGGGACAAGAUAUGUUUUAUGGCCAACAAAAAGGAAUACCUUGCUGAUGAAAUUGGUGUACUAUCUCCCAAUCAGAUGCAAGCUGAUGAACUGCAUGCUGGCGAGGUUGGAUAUCUCUCUGCUUCCAUAAGAUCAGUAGCUGAUGCUAGGGUUGGUGAUACAAUUACUCAUUAUUCAAAAGGAGCAGAAUGUGCCUUGCCAGGAUAUUCAGAAGCUACACCAAUGGUUUUCUGCGGCCUGUUUCCUUUGGAGGCAGAUCAGUUUGAGGAGUUGCGGGAGGCAUUGGGAAAACUUCAGCUGAAUGAUGCUGCACUAAAGUUUGAACCAGAAUCUUCAAGUGCUAUGGGGUUUGGCUUCAGAUGUGGGUUCCUUGGUCUUCUUCAUAUGGAAAUUGUCCAGGAAAGGCUUGAGAGAGAGUACAAUUUGAACUUAAUAAUUACUGCACCCAGUGUGGUUUACCGUGUCAACUGUGCCAAUAAUGAAACCGUUGAAUGUUCAAACCCAUCCUUGCUUCCAGAAGCUGGGAAACGGAGGUCCAUUGAAGAACCUUAUGUAAAGAUCGAAUUACUUACACCGAAGGAUUAUAUUGGCCCAAUAAUGGAGCUGGGUCAAGAGAGAAGAGGUGAAUUCAAGGAAAUGAACUACAUUACAGAAAACAGGGCCAAGCUUAUUUAUAUGCUACCACUUGCAGAGAUGGUUGGUGAUUUCUUUGAUCAACUGAAAUCUCGAAGCAAAGGAUAUGCUAGCAUGGAAUAUGCAGUUGUUGGGUACAGGGUAAGUGACCUAGUAAAGCUGGACAUACAAAUCAAUGGUGAACCUGUGGAAGCAUUGUCAACAAUUGUACACAGAGAUAAGGCAUACUCUGUUGGGAGAGCGCUUACUGAAAAGCUCAAAGAACUUAUCCCUCGGCAAAUGUUUAAGAUACCUAUUCAAGCAUGUAUAGGUGCAAAGGUCAUCGCAAGUGAAGCCCUAUCAGCCAUCAGGAAGGAUGUCUUGUCGAAAUGCUACGGAGGUGAUAUAUCAAGGAAAAAGAAGUUGCUGAAAAAACAGGCGGAAGGAAAGAAAAGAAUGAAAUCAAUCGGAAGGGUGGAAGUUCCUCAAGAGGCAUUUAUGGCUGUGCUGAAACUGGAAAAGGAGGUGCUGUGAAUUGUGAAUGAUCUCCAGGUUCUGUGAAGAUCUUCAUUUGGGCACGAGCUGGCUAGGCUACCUGGAAGUUUUAGAGUCCGAGACAAGAAAGCAGGUCAUUAUUUUCAACUUGCCAAUCACCAGGCCAAAAGAACCAACAGAUGUGUACAGACCAGUCCAAGAACGUGAGCAAAAUUUUCGUUUUUGUUUCAAUGAGGCCAGAAGAUGAUACGCGACCCACUGACUGAAGUUAUCUCCGGCUUGCACAUAUUUGUUCCAGUUGGUGACCACAGAAAAAUGACAAUUGUGGCAGGAUUUUGGCUACAUCAUUUUGUUCGAGUUCUGCCAAGUAUAGCUCCAAACCAGUAGUAUCCUGUACAGGAGGAAUACUGAACAUAUCAAAAGAUUGUUACACCAAAGACGCCCCAAAGUUAAUCCUAUAAAUCACCAGGUUUUGUAUGCA
Brachypodium distachyon (stiff brome) is the source of this 2558-nucleotide messenger RNA. RefSeq names its product translation factor GUF1 homolog, chloroplastic. The record is from RefSeq and is a predicted model, not a curated record. NCBI's taxonomy places the organism in Eukaryota, Viridiplantae, Streptophyta, Magnoliopsida, Poales, Poaceae. The transcript has 22 exons. Gene Ontology annotation, biological process: positive regulation of translation. Bases 107 to 2116 code for a protein of 669 amino acids. Gene Ontology annotation, molecular function: GTP binding; ribosome binding; GTPase activity.